Molecule: messenger RNA, 3869 nt
Organism: Pelmatolapia mariae (spotted tilapia)
Lineage: Eukaryota; Metazoa; Chordata; Actinopteri; Cichliformes; Cichlidae
Gene: c6.2
Product: complement component 6
Exons: 22
Coding region: 359-3721 (1120 amino acids)
Biological process (GO): complement activation
Cellular component (GO): membrane attack complex
Molecular function (GO): protein binding
Source: RefSeq, a predicted model, not a curated record
AGUCGGAGGGUGACGACUUGUUUUGCCGUUGGCUCUCUCUGUAUCCUCCACACACGUGAGCGUGGGGCGGAAGACGGAGGAGCCUCCCUGUCGGCCUUCAGGAGGGGCUGAAGGUGACUCUCCGCUCGGCUGGGAUGCGGAGGGAGCUGGGGGAUCUUUUCUGAUCCUGUUCCGGGGAACAGUCACGCACCGCUGCGGGAGGGGGCUUUAGGCAUUAACCAGGGGGAAAAAAAAGAAAAGCCCACACCCAGCAGCGUCUGCGUGUCGUCUUCUUCUCCACAGAGGACACAGCAGCCACCAGAAAAGAGAGGGCAUCCCUCGCUGCGUCUGGCUCGGCUCCGGUGGUGGGUGUGCAUGCAUGUGUUCUGCACCGUACGGGCGGAAAAAACGCCCAAGAUCCACAGGGAGCAUCUUUCCGCUCGGUAAAGCGGCGCAGACGGAGACGGAUCGCCGGGAGAGCACUGAGGGGGCUGUGGACGACAGCAGGAUGACUGUGCAGGAAUUCAACACCCUCGUAGCGCUGUACCGGGAGCAGGUCAUCUCCGUCGGGGAGAUCUCCGCCGACUGUCCUUCUCUGCGGGCUCAGAUGCACCACACACGGUCCAAAGGAUGCUCCAUGGCCCGGGCUGCGCACCAGGACCUCGCCGUCAUCUCUGUUUCGGGUCCAGAGGACGGGGAGAUCCAUCCCGAGAUCUGUCGGCUCUUCAUCCAGCUGCAGUGCUGCCUGGAGAUGUUCAUAACGGAGAUGCUCAAGUCGAUGUGCCUGCUGGGGGUGCUGCAGCUACACAGAAAAAGAACAGACUCGGAGCCAAAGGUGGAUUUCAGGCUGGACGAGAGCUCAGAUGUUCCCAUCCUGGAGGACCGAUCCUCCUCUCCCAUCGACUUUCCUCAGGAGCAGUGGCUGGUGGGAAAUGAUAUUGAAAACAUAGAGAGUCCAAAUAUCAAGCAGUUUUUCAGCUGCAUAUCAACCGGUCUGGGCUGUUUCUGCGACCGAUACUCCUGGAGCUCCUGGUCUGCCUGCUCCAGCACCUGCAACCAUGGCACACAGAACAGAGUGAGGCAGUUUCAGCAUGACGAAUAUUUCUGGAAGAGCAGCUGCCUUCAGUUAUGUCAGCGAUACGACAGCAGAGCUUGCAACCAGCACGCCUGUCCAAUCAACUGCCUGCUCACUGAUUUUGGGCCGUGGUCCGACUGCUCGCCCUGUGCCAAGAAACAGUUUCGGACCCGGUCUGUCCAGAGGCCGGCUCAGUUCGGUGGAUCCGACUGCAGCCCCGAGCUGACAGAGGAGAGGCAAUGCUAUCCAUCCACAGAGUGCAGGAUAGAGUCUGUCAACUGCAGGGACAACUUCAAGUGUGAUAACGGGCGCUGCAUUAACUCGACGCUGACAUGCAACAGACAGAACGACUGCGGGGAUAACUCCGAUGAGCGGGACUGUGGCGAGUUCACUGUUGUGUGUCCUGUAGAGAAGAGAGUGGCUCCAGGGUCUGACCUGGUGGGGAAUGGGUUUGAUGUUCUCGCCCAGGAACCGAGGGGAGCAGUGCUGGACAACAUGUUCAUGGGAGGAACCUGCGUCAUUGAGAGGCCUCCAAGCACGUUACUCUACCACCGAGUUCCUUACAACUUUGAAACUUUGAAGAUCAAGGUUGGAGAGCCAGAGGACUUCAACACUGAGCCUCAGCCACUGCGUGCCGAGUCCAUCGAUUUGAAGACCUCCCAAACGACGCCUGGCAGCAGCACGCAAUCUCGAGACUUGUUUUUCUUCCCGAUCUUUUUCUUCAGUGCAUCGUCUAAGUCGCACUCCAGUUCUAAAAAUGAAGCUUUUGAAGCUUCAAAGAAGAAGGACUCCAAGUUUAUCAGAGUGAACCAAGUCCUUCCUGUGUCAACAUUCAAGAUUCGGGACCCGGGGGACCUCGUCCUGUCACAGCCUUUCUUACAGUUCCUCCACGCCCUUCCUCUCGACUACAACUACGCCCUCUACAGGGAAAUCUUUCAGCGCUUCGGGACACACUACUACAGCUCAGGGACACUGGGAGGCCACUAUGAUCUGCUGUACCAGUACAGCAGAGAGGAGCUCAAGAGUUCAGGUGUAACUGAGGAGAGCGCGAUAGACUGCCUGGGCCGAGAGACCACCUGGACUAUCAUCCUCUACACAGAGCACAGGCGUGAAAACCGAUGCUCUGACAACCGGAUGACUCAGAAAUAUGAAGGCUCAUAUGUUCAGGCAUCGGAGAAGUCUUUCUCCAUGGUGAAAGGAGGUCGAGCUAGAGAGGCAGCAGCUCUGGCCUGGGAGAGGCAGGGCGCCACUCCGGAUAAGAUAUCCUUCAAGAACUGGGCAAAGUCUGUCCUCGAAAACCCUGCUGUCGUCGAUUACAAGCUGCUUCCCCUCAUAGAUCUGGUUCGAGGAAUUCCUUGCGCUUCCACAAAGAGGAGGCACCUGAGGAAGGCCCUGCAGCAGUACAUGCAGGAGUUUGAUCCCUGCAAGUGCGCUCCCUGUCCCAACAAUGCCAGGCCUGUUCUGUCCGGCACAGAGUGCAAGUGCGUUUGCCAGACUGGCACCUAUGGAGCCAACUGUGAAAUACGGGCUCCUGAUUAUAUUUCAGAGGCGGUGGAUGGUUUGUGGAGCUGCUGGGGGUCGUGGAGCAGCUGCGGGGCCUCCAUGAAGAGACAUCGGACGAGGCGGUGCAAUAACCCCGCCCCUCUCAAAGGAGGACAGCCCUGCAGUGGUCCAGACAGACAGGAGGAGGCCUGUUACAUCUCCAUCUUCACAAAACAGGAGACCUGUGACAAUGAUGACGACUUCACGAUAGGCUGGAGGGACGAGCUGCCACCUGGUGUGCAGGGAUGUCUGCGGCCAAAGAGCCCUGAGAACAGCUUCCUCCGGAAAGCGAAGCAGUAUUAUACCUUUGGUGAGGACGAGGAGUUUGAGUGUGUCACUGGGUUUGAUCUCGACGGUUUUCAGUACAUCAACUGCCUUCCUGAUGGAAGCUGGAGUCAAAUAAGUGGGAGAUGCAUCAGGAAGAUUUGCCUUCCCCCUGACAUCCCUGAUGACACAAGUCUGUCUCCCAGCAAAGACGAGUACAGAGUGGGUGAAGUGGUGCGUUUGAACUGCAAUGAGGCGGGACUGCAGCCGCUGCCGCGAGGUUCCUACAAGUGUGGUGACAGUCUCACCUGGGAGCCCCCAAUACCUGCUGAACUGCGCUGCACUAAUGAGGAACCAUUUGUUCCUGAUGUUCAGUGUGGUCCAGGACAGAUGCUGCAGAACUCUCGCUGUGUCUGUGUCCCACGAGAGAGCUGCCUUUCACAGCCGGAGAAUCUCUGCAUCCUGAACGUAGACCUCGGCGUCACAGUGUCAAUGUCGCUCUGCUCCUUCCAAGCUGGUCGUUGCCACGGUGACCCGUUGUUUUUCGUCAGCAAAGCUGCGUGCGACGCGGGCACUUUGGACAAAUUGGAGUGGGCCAUGUUUAGAGCCAACAUGUCCUCUAAGAGCUCUGUUCAGGAGCCUUGUGAACUUGACACUUGCUAUGAGUGGGAGACCUGCUCUGUGUUUAAGAAGUGUGAGUGCAGAGCUGCUCGGGAGUGCCCCAGAGUGAAACAGCACAUGUUCUGCAUAAAGCUGACCCGGCUCCAGAGGACUCGCAGCAUGGACCUUUGCUCUAUGGCAGCGCUUAAAUGCUCAAAGUACGAGUUUGAAAUUCUCAAUGAAGGCCAAUGUGAGUCGUGAUGACGCUGUUAAAGCUUUUCUGCUGCAUUAUACUCACCAGCAUGAGUCAUCUAACACUGAAUGUUGUGUUUAAAACUGCAUUCAGCACAUAUAGUUUUAGACCUUGUUGAGCACCACAAACAUAAAUUUAAAGACACAAUAAACAACA